This is a messenger RNA of Prionailurus viverrinus (fishing cat), 1779 nucleotides long. It is a transcript of the gene DUSP9, whose product is annotated as dual specificity phosphatase 9. The coding region runs from base 485 to 1750 and encodes 421 amino acids. Gene Ontology annotation, biological process: protein dephosphorylation; negative regulation of MAPK cascade. The record is from RefSeq and is a predicted model, not a curated record. Gene Ontology annotation, molecular function: protein tyrosine/threonine phosphatase activity; MAP kinase tyrosine/serine/threonine phosphatase activity. NCBI's taxonomy places the organism in Eukaryota, Metazoa, Chordata, Mammalia, Carnivora, Felidae. The transcript is spliced from 3 exons. Gene Ontology annotation, cellular component: cytoplasm; cytosol.
GCCGCGCGAUCACGCUCCAGGUCUCUUGCCUCCCGUUUCCUCCUCCCGGGCGCCACCGGGGCCGGGUCAGCUCCGAGGAGGCCAGCUCAGGCCCAUCCCUUCGGCGCCACCUCUACUCCCCCGGCCGCCUCUGCCGGCACACACACCCCCAAAGUCGGAAGCUUGAACUUGGGGAGCGAUUGCGGGCAGGCCAAGCGAGAGCCGCGGGAAGGGGGUGUGCUGCGGGGUGGCCGUAGCCUCAGGCUGCCCCAGAGGGGGCCGGCCAAGGACCCGCGGCGCUCCGAGGGCCCAUCGGACACCCGGCCUUCCUCUCCUGGAGGACCUCUCCCUCCUCCCCUCCGGGAGCCGGCCGCCGCGCCGGGCGUUUUCCUCCUCCGAGGGCUCGAGGCGCCCUUCCGCGCGUCCUCGCCGAGGGAGGGGGCGUGAGAAGAGAAGCGGGCGGUGCUGGGGUGUCCCUGCGGGGCUCUCGGCGCCCGCCUUGGGCAUGCGGGGUGGGCUUCACGUCUCGGCCCCUUGGCGGCCGGGCGCGGGGGACGCGAGCUCACGCCGCGCGCCUGCCCCUCUCUCCGCAGCGCCGGCGGGCGGACGGGCCGGGAGCCGCGAGCCCAUGGAGGGUCUGGGCCGUUCGUGCCUGUGGCUGCGGCGGGAGCUGUCGCCCCCGCGGCCUCGGCUGCUGCUCCUCGACUGCAGAAGCCGCGAGCUGUACGAGUCGGCGCGCAUCGGCGGGGCGCUGAGCGUGGCCCUGCCCGCGCUGCUGCUGCGCCGCCUGCGGCGGGGGGCCCUGUCGGUUCGCGCGCUGCUGCCCGGGCCGCCGCUGCAGCCGCCCCCGCCCGCCCCGGUGCUUCUGUACGACCAGGGCGGGGGCCGGCACCGGCGCGGGGAGGCGGACGCUGACGAGUGGGAGGCCGACUCCGUGCUCGGCACCCUGCUGCAGAAGCUGCGCGAGGAAGGCUACCUGGCAUACUACCUCCAGGGUGGCUUCAGCAGAUUCCAGGCAGAGUGCCCCCACCUGUGUGAGACCAGCCUCAGCAGCCGGGGUGGCCCAAGCACAGCCCCAGUGCCUAGCCCAGUGGUGGGGCUGGGCGGCCUGUGCUUGGGCUCGGACUACUCUGAUGCGGAAUCCGAGCCUGACCGCGACUCCAUGAGCUGUGGCCUGGAUUCGGAGGGUGCCACGCCGCCCCCAGGGGGGCUGCUGCCAUCCUUCCCUGUCCAGAUCCUGCCCAACCUCUACCUGGGCAGUGCCCGGGAUUCGGCCAACGUGGAGAGCUUGGCCAAGCUGGGCAUCCGCUACAUCCUCAACGUCACCCCCAACCUGCCUAACGUCUUCGAGAAGAACGGCGAGUUUCACUACAAACAGAUCCCCAUCUCCGACCACUGGAGCCAGAACCUGUCCCAGUUCUUUCCUGAGGCCAUCGCGUUCAUUGAUGAGGCCUUGUCGCAGAACUGCGGGGUGCUCGUUCACUGCCUGGCAGGCGUCAGCCGCUCUGUCACCGUCACUGUGGCCUACCUCAUGCAGAAGCGCCACCUCUCACUCAACGAUGCCUACGACCUGGUCAAGAGGAAGAAGUCUAACAUCUCACCCAACUUCAACUUCAUGGGGCAGCUGCUAGACUUCGAGCGGAGCCUGCGGCUGGAGGAGAGGCGCGCCCGUGAACGCAGCAGCGGGGGGCAGGAGUCGGCCGCCUCCGACCCACCGUCCUUCUUCACCACCCCCACCAGCGACGGUGUCUUUGAGCUGGACCCCACAUAGGGCGCCGUUCCACCCCCCCCAUGGGUGCC